AUGUCACUUUUUGACACGUUCUUGCAACUUCCUUUAAGAAUCAAUAAAGGCCAAGUUCUUUCAGAUCAGGAGGAUCUGAAGGAGGAACUGAGUUCAUUUAACAAUUUGGUUAAAGCAAUUGCAACCAAUCAGUGUCCAGAGGAUAUACCAUCACCGCCGGGUGAUGUGCAUCCUAAGCGAUCUAUCCACAUUAAUAGAUUAAAAGAGUCAGGAAUUGAGUGUUAUCGGAAGAAGAAUUAUGAAGAUGCAGUUAAACUUUAUACUCUUGCUAUAGAAAUGGCAUCUGGACGGCCACACUGGGAACCAGUGGCUCUUAGUAGGGAUGAGUUAGCAACGGCGUUUUAUCAGCGCAGCAUAGCGUAUAUUGCAUCAAAACAAUGGGGAAAAGCAUUUGUAGAUGCAUCGACAGUUGUUGGAAUCCGAAAAGCAUGGAGCAAAGGGCAUCUUUGUAAAUCAAAAGUGUUUCAGGGUAUGGGAAUGUUAGAUAAAGCAAAGGAAUCACUUGAAUUGGGAUUAAGUUUUGAACCUAGAAAUGAUGAACUAUUGACUGCUCUUAAGGAGUUGAACAAACAACUAGGAAAGCAUUUUUGA
Messenger RNA from Pneumocystis jirovecii RU7, 591 nucleotides. RefSeq lists its product as uncharacterized. Lineage: Eukaryota; Fungi; Ascomycota; Pneumocystomycetes; Pneumocystales; Pneumocystaceae. The transcript is spliced from 3 exons. Gene Ontology annotation, molecular function: Hsp90 protein binding. Bases 1 to 591 code for a protein of 196 amino acids. The record is from RefSeq and is a predicted model, not a curated record.